GAGAAAGAAACAUAGAAAGAGAAGAAGAAGAAGAAGAAGAAGGAAGAGAGAGAGAGAGAGAAAUCAGAAAAUGGAAUCGGAAUGGGAAUCAUCAACCCCUGCAAAUGCAAUGGAAUCGAUUGAAAAUCAUCAGGGAAGAAGCAUGGAAGGGGAGGGAAGAUUGGGAAAAAAGAAGAAGAAGAAGAAUCAGGUGUUGCUCGAAGGGUAUGUGGAUGAGGAUCUGGCGAGGACAAAGAGUUUGACGGAUGAGGAUCUGGAAGAGCUUAAAGGGUGUUUGGAUCUUGGAUUUGGGUUCAGUUAUGAAGAGAUUCCCGAGCUCUGCAACACCUUGCCCGCACUUGAGUUGUGUUAUUCCAUGUCCCAGAAGUUCAUGGAUACUUCGCCCCCUUCCCCCGAUUCAUUGUCUUCAUCCAUUGCCAAUUGGAGGAUCUCUAGUCCAGGUGACCACCCUGAAGAUGUUAAAGCAAGGCUCAAAUUUUGGGCGCAGGCUGUUGCGUGCACAGUUAAACUGUGCAACUAAGAGAACUAAGAAUGUAUUGAUUUGCCAACAGGAAAGAAAUGGGUACCUGUUCCGGGAGAUUGUGGUUCUCUAUGGCCUGAUUCACCAUUAGACCAAUUCUGGCAGAGGAAUGAGAUUUCCUGUGAUUCUUUUACCUGGAGAUGGGGGCAUGUCUUAACCUAUCAAUGAUAGGUCUAUCUAACUGGAGAACAGAGGAAGCAGAGGGUGUUUCAGGUUUGAGAAUAACCUAAUACCCUCAACUGAGUCUGACUUAAUCUUCGGAGGUUUAGAUUCAUAUUGUGAUUAAAAUUAUUGUAUCUGGGGUUACUGCUAAUAAACUUUAUGAUUAGAAUAAACUCUUUCUCAUUCCUAUUUUUUCAUUGCCAAUGAUUGGCCGCAAUGAAUUCAGACCAUAGCUGUUGGCUUUUACUUUUUAUGCAGCGGUGAGAGCCUCCAAUAGAGCUUCACCAAUAACUUGCAUCACACCUCUGCAUUUGCUGAGGUAACUAACCUAACUGCACAAGCAUUUUUCCCUUCUUCCCCGUUUGGAACUUAAACCCUUGCAGUUGAAAGUUAUGGCUCCAUGAUGUGCUAACCCAAAUUAGUAUGCUAACUUGUGUGUAUUCAUACUUGUUGCUUAGAUGAAUCGAUUCUGCUCGUAUUCCAGAGACAGUUUAACUCGAGAGGGGGGAGUGAAGGGGAAGGAUGUGAAGCCUUGUCACCCCAUUGGUCAGAGAUUUUUCCUCAAAUUGUUCUUGGUGUUGUAUGAAAGGGUUAGAAAAACUUGGUCAUUGGUUAUCCCUGAAGUACAUGAGACACUGAUUAAUUAAACUUGGAAUGAUUUUGUGUUGGAUUUAAUAUUGUUUGCAUCGUUGAUUUGGACAUAGUUUGUGAUAGUCGGCAUUUGUCAUUGGCGCUGACUUUGCUACUCAAUUACUGAAAGAAGUUGGAGCUUUAAGCUUAAACACUGCGUAAGCAGAUGCAAAAUAAUCGGUGCAAUUCAAAAAACUGAAUCUGAGCA
Gastrolobium bilobum is the source of this 1520-nucleotide messenger RNA. RefSeq lists its product as uncharacterized. Lineage: Eukaryota; Viridiplantae; Streptophyta; Magnoliopsida; Fabales; Fabaceae. The record is from RefSeq and is a predicted model, not a curated record. The transcript has 2 exons. Bases 71 to 520 code for a protein of 149 amino acids.